Messenger RNA from Sorex fumeus (smoky shrew), 774 nucleotides. RefSeq names its product kallikrein-15-like. NCBI's taxonomy places the organism in Eukaryota, Metazoa, Chordata, Mammalia, Eulipotyphla, Soricidae. Gene Ontology annotation, molecular function: serine-type endopeptidase activity. Bases 1 to 774 code for a protein of 257 amino acids. Gene Ontology annotation, biological process: proteolysis. The transcript is spliced from 5 exons. The record is from RefSeq and is a predicted model, not a curated record.
AUGUGGCUUCUCCUUGCUGCCUCCCUCCUGCUGGCGUAUGCAGCGGCCCAGGGAGAUGGCGACAAGGUGAUGCGCGGGGCCGAGUGCGAGCCGCACUCCCAGCCCUGGCAGGUGGCGCUCUUUGAGCGGGGCCGCUUCAACUGCGGAGCUUCUCUGAUUGCCCCCAGCUGGGUGCUGUCCGCUGCGCACUGCCAGACCCGCUUCAUGCGAGUACGCCUGGGCAAGCAUAAUCUGCGCAAGCGCGAAGGCUCUGAGCAGCUGCGAACAGUGGUGCGGGUCAUCCCGCACCCGGGCUAUGAACCUCUCAGCCACCGCCACGACCUCAUGCUGCUGCGGCUCGCGCAGCCCGCACGCCUCUCCAGACAAGUGCGCCCCGUAACGCUGCCCACGCACUGCCCACGACCCGGAGAGCCGUGCGUGGUGUCCGGCUGGGGCCUGGUGGCCAGCAGCAGGCCGGGGACUACAGGAAGCUCUAAGUCUAAAGUAAGUCUCCCAGACACGCUGCACUGUGCCAACAUCAGCAUCAUCUCGGAUGCCACCUGCAGCAAGGACUACCCAGGGCGCGUCUGGAACUCCAUGGUGUGCGCAGGCGUGGAGGGUGGAGGCACAGACUCCUGUGAGGGUGACUCUGGGGGCCCUCUAGUCUGCGGGGGUAUCAUGCAGGGUAUUGUGUCUUGGGGUGAUGUUCCCUGUGACACUACCACCAAGCCAGGAGUCUAUACCAAAGUCUGCGACUACCUGGAGUGGAUCAGGGACACCAUGAAGAGGAACUAA